AUGAAUUAGAACUCUGGUUAAUAUUUUAAACUAUCUAAACUAACUAAUAUCAUGAUGGAAUGUGGAUAAAUUGAUUAUUAUCUAAGAAAGCAUGAAAAUCGAAUAGGAAUAAUUCAUGAAGGAUAGGAAUACAUUUUUUUAGAAUACUUAGAAGAUAACGAACUUUUGUUUGAUAGCAGUUUUGAACGCAUAUAAGAUGAAGAAGAAAAUGAAGGAGAUCCUAAUGUUGGGAGUAAUCAAUCAAGCAUUGGAUCUCCCAAAGAAUAAGAUUUAUUGUAUUGUUUUUGUGGUAAAGUUCUUUAUGGUUUUCUUUGCUAACAACGUGGUAAGAUUGUUUAAGUUGAUUUAAAAAAACAACAGGAGAAUACUUUCAAGAUAGGAUCUUAAUAUCUAUCAGCUAUCCAUCCUUAAAAGAAUACAGAUUUUUUAGUGCUUCUUUACGUUAACAGUAUAUUUGAAAUAAGAAACACUUAGACUUUAGAUGUAGUAAUCAAAUUAGUAUUGCCAUCCCUCCCAGAAAUAGAGGUUUUAUUAAUUUAAAAUUCAAUAAUAAUGUUAAGAUUUUAUUCAAACAUUCUACUUUAUUGCUAAGUAAGACCUUCCAAAAUUCAUUAAUUGUACAUUUUAAAUGGUAAAUCUUGUUAAAUUUACUCGAAACUUCUUAUCUUGAAAUAAAAAACAAAUCGAUUUAAAUUGUAUUUUAAUCUCUCGAAGCCUAAAUUGCUUCGUUAAGUCAAUUUAAUAUUCAAAAACAACUCAAAUUUUAAAUUUAUUGAAAAAGAAGGGUCGAUAUUUUUGAAAGAAAAAUUUUUGAAUUUUGCAAAGUUUUAUUAUUAUAAAUGGUGGGUUGGAAAUUUUCAACAUAGUGAUCUAAUUAAAAAAUAUUUUGACGGAUCUAUUACAUCAAGGGAAGCAAAACAGAAAAUCUAUAUAUUAGAAUAUAAAUCAACAACUAAUGAAAAUUAACUUGAGGAAGUUGCUGUAGAUUUUUUCUCACCUAAUUAUCCUGUUUACGAUAGAUAUGGAUUAACAUGA
Molecule: messenger RNA, 1035 nt
Organism: Paramecium tetraurelia
Lineage: Eukaryota; Ciliophora; Oligohymenophorea; Peniculida; Parameciidae
Exons: 1
Source: RefSeq, a predicted model, not a curated record